ACUGACCUUCAAAAGUUUUUACUUGUAACUUCAACCCCAGACUCACAUAAACAACGUUCAAACAUUCCUGCAAAUCCCCCUAAGGCAUGUGCAGAUGACAACGUUACCAAUGAUCCAAAUGAUGAUGAAAUGGAAGUGGAUGAAAUAUCGGAUGAAGACAGAGAUGAAAAUUUGGACAAAUUUGUAGUGGAAGACAUUGAUCUUAUCGCAGAUAUAGAUUUGGACCAAGUCGCAAAAUAUGAAAACGACGACCCUGAUGUGGAUUCACUCUUUGUAGUAGCCUCCAGCAGUGCAGAUUCAAGCACCAACAUUGAUGCUGAACAUGCAGGGGAGAAUACAGUUGACUCGAUUUCCAGAGUUGAUGAUACAGUACUUGAGCAGAUUCUUGAAAGUCUCAAAACAUCAUCAGAAAAAUCAAGAAAUCGCUGGGGUAACGUGAGCAAGAGUUCUUUUGGUAAGAACUUUACCACUGGACAAAAAAUACAAAAGGUUUUUUUGCUUGAUGAAUUAAAGAUUGUCGUCAAAAUUCUUGCAAAGGCACACCUUUUGAAAGAGGGUGAUCUGAAUUUACUUAAAAGAAAAGCCCAAUAUGUAAACAAAAUAUCUGAGACUAUCGGAGACAAAUCAACAGUCGACAUACCAGCUGAACCAAUGAUUAGAAAAGCCAAGCCGAAAAAAAUACAUAUAAAAUCCCUGCUGAACAAUCUACGAAAAGUUACCUUGUGUAUUUUGACAUGUAUGCUAGAGUGGCCAAGCGAGAUAGCACAGUUCCAAAGAACUUCCAAGAUUAAAUCAUCAACCAUAAUGAAUGAAACUCGCACACAAAAAACGCAGGAAGUAUUUUGGGUUACCAAACCAGAUCAAGAUGAAGAAGGGAAUCCACUUUUCUGUUUCCUCGAUUUUCACCACCUCUUAACAAAUACUCGAUGCCACAUCGCAAGGCAUGGCUACAAAAAAGCUGGUAUUCACAGAGAAGCCUGGGUUAAGGUUGCUAGACAGGAGAAGGAGAACGGGACUGGUCUGAAUAUCGCCUUUGUUGAUGAUGUCGUUGACCCACAAAGUAAUGAAGUUGCAACUAUAUUUUUCAGUGAAGAGGUUAAAGCAGAAAUGGAGAAAAAUGGAGAUUAUGCUGAAGCAGAAUUAACAGGAAACAUAGGAAAGUGGUACAGGGCAGUAGAUGAAAGGGGGAUACCAGCUUUUGAACGAGUGAAAAUGGUCCUAUCUGUCCGUGACUGGUUCCUGUCCCAAUUAAUCCCACAUUUGAAAAUAUUCCCACCCCCAACAAACAAAGUGAAUGAUAUACCCAUAGUAUCGUUUGAGGGCUUCAUUCUUAGUACCGAAAGACUGAUACAAAUGUAUCACUUUACCAAUGAUUCUGCAUUCAAUGUGAGAGCCGUGGGAUCUCAAAUGAGCGAGACGUUUUUUGGCAGUUACAGGGACCUUGAUCCUCGCAGCGAGGGAGUUCUAAAACCUAAAGAACUUCCAAAAGCAAUGGGGACAUCAUGUCAACUACUAGAUAUUCGCCUUGAUCCAAACAGAAGCUUUUGUUUCAACACGACUAGAAGAACUACUGUUUAUAAAGAGAGACAAUUGAGCAGCGUACCAGAAGAUAUGGAUGCUAGUAUCAUUCCCCGAAUCGCUGAUAUGUCAUUUGAGGAAAGCGAACGAUUGGGAGAAAAUGAAUCGGUCGUGCUCGCAAGGGAUCACAUAUUUGAUCGUCUUCAAUCGCAAAGAAAUAAAAAGGCUGCUGGUUUCGUGACACGACCAGAUGACUCUGCAAGAGGAGUUAAAGGUAUACGCGAAUUCCACAGGAGAAACGAGGAGAAGAUUUUAUACCACAAGAGGGCUGGAUAUAAUUUUGACGAAUAAGAAUCGUAUGCAUGAGGAUGACGUUUUUCACAAAGGAGAGGUUUAAAAUAACCGAAAACAUUGUAUUUGCAUGCAAAUCUUUAUUGCAACAGAACUUGCAUUAUAAACACAAUAGUGGAGUGAAAGCUAAGAAUCUAACAAUAAUAAUAAUUAAUUAAUAACUAACCAUUUCUAACAUGUAUAUGAACGAACAAUAACGAACAGUUUUUCUACCCAUUCAUUGACUUGAACAAAUGCCCAAAUGGUUGUUUCAGUACAUGCUUUGGAAAAAAACAAUAUAUAUAAAAUGAAAUGAACCAGUACUAUAUCAGAAACUGACCAGUAGCUCUAUUAAUUUAGGUCUUCGGUUUCUUCAAUGCAUUACAAAUAAACUUAAAAGGCGUUGUGCUCUCGUGAACAGUAACACUCGUUAAUAUGUUUUAAAGUUAGUAUAUGUUGAACAUUUUCAAUUAGCAAGUCUAAUGAAUACUACUAAUGCUCAUUAUCAGAAAAAAGAAGAGUGUGGUUUUCUUACCUUGCUAAUUAAUUGAAAAACACAAACUUAAAAAAUGGAUUCGUUCAUAUGUGAGGAGGG
Molecule: messenger RNA, 2443 nt
Organism: Owenia fusiformis
Lineage: Eukaryota; Metazoa; Annelida; Polychaeta; Sabellida; Oweniidae
Source: the annotation of a GenBank genome assembly